CACCACACCCACUCCACCAUUCGGUUGAAUUGAAUUGGUGCUGUAUGUACUGUGCUGUGUUAGUUGCAUCGGUUUUGCCGGCCGGCAGGCCAGCAUGGGGAGGUCUCCUUGCUGCGACGAGAAUGGCCUGAAGAAGGGGCCUUGGACUCAGGAGGAAGAUGAGAAGCUGCUGCACUACAUCCAGAAGAACGGGCAUGGCAGUUGGCGGACCCUGCCCAGGCUGGCCGGGCUGAACAGGUGCGGCAAGAGCUGCCGGCUGCGGUGGACCAACUACCUGCGGCCGGACAUCAAGCGGGGCAAGUUCUCGCGGGAGGAGGAGCAGACCAUCCUCCACCUGCACUCCGUCCUCGGCAACAAGUGGUCCGCCAUCGCCACGCACCUCCCAGGCCGCACCGACAACGAGAUCAAGAACUUCUGGAACACGCACCUCAGGAAGCGCCUCAUCCAGAUGGGCUUCGACCCCAUGACGCACCGCCCCCGCACCGACUUCUUCGCCGCGCUGCCGCAGCUCAUCGCGCUCGCAGCCCUACGCGGGCAGCUGCCCGCCGACCCCGACCCGCCGCAGCAGGCCGGGACGACGGCGGCGGCUCUCGCCGGUCUCAUCGGCGCCCUCUGCUCGCCGCAACUGACGCUCCUCGACACCACCACCACUACUACCGCUGCUGCUGCCCCGCCGGUGGUGUCGUCGUCGUCCGCGGACGACGAUGCCGCCCACCAGUACUACUUACCGCGCACCACGUUCCCCGACGCGCCCGGCAGCGGUGAAGCUGCCCACCAGCGGCAACAGCAAGCAGCAGGCCUCAUCAGCUAUGGCCGACGACCCGACGACGACGACGGCGGUGAUGUUGACGUGUUCGCGUGCUACGGUGCUGGCGGUGGUGGAAGCUCGCUGCCGCCCCUGACCGACCUCUCCGACGACGCAGCCACCCUGCUGCAGGUGGACACGGCGUCGUCCCAAUUCGGUAGUGGCGGCUCCAUCCCGCUCCUCCCUUGGCCGGAGUUCUUCCCCGACGAUCCAUUCAUCACUGAUUUCCUAUGACAUCGUCGACACACUGUAUAUUUGCUCGAUCGUCGUGCAAUAUCGUACUACAUGCGGAUCUAUAUAUGUACGUCGUAUCUCCCUCUGAACUUUGUAAGCUUUGCGUACUGUACACACACAAACAUAUACGUGCAUUCCUUUCAGAAC
This is a messenger RNA of Zea mays, 1186 nucleotides long. RefSeq lists its product as uncharacterized. NCBI's taxonomy places the organism in Eukaryota, Viridiplantae, Streptophyta, Magnoliopsida, Poales, Poaceae. The coding region runs from base 95 to 1039 and encodes 314 amino acids. The record is from RefSeq and is marked provisional. The transcript has 2 exons.